AUGUCACUCAGCAGUGCAGCCAGAAGUCUGAGUGUCCGAGAUAUGGGAAAGGCUGGAGAGGACCCCAGCACUCCUGCAGUGGCGGUGGGAGGGGCCUGGGGCGGCCCAGCCAGUUUGCCAGGACUAGGGACCGGCCUGGCCACUGCCGCUUCGAGGGCCCAGCAGCAGAUGACCAGCUCGCAGAAGACCCUGGUGCUGGGGCUGAAGUCCCUGCAGGAGGAGCCCGUGGAGAGCUUCCUGAUCACUGUGGACAAGUCAGACCUGUACAACCCGGAGGAAGCCAUCCGACCCCCCAACACCCUCUACCAAGGCUGCUACUUCAAAGCACAUAUUAAAUUUCCUAUUGACUGUCCAUAUUCACCACCUGCCUUCAGAUUCUUGACCAAAAUGGUGCACCCCAACAUUUAUGCGAAUGGAAAUGUGUGCAUUUUGAUUCUUCACCCGCCUGCAGAUGACCCACAGAGUGGAGAGCUGCCUUUUGAAAGGUGUAACCCUACUCAGAACGGGAGGAGUUUCCUGUUAAGUGUAAUCUCACUGCUUAAUGAGCCCAAGACCUUCUCCCCAGCCAGUGCAGAUGCCUUAGUUAUGUUCAGGAAAGGGAGGGACAGUAAAGGAAAAGACAAAGAAUAUGCUGAAAUCAUUAGGAAACAGGUUUCAGCCACUAACGCCGAAGCAGAAAAGGAUGGAAUGGAGGUCCCUACAACCCUGGCGGAAUAUUGCAUCAAAACUAAGGUGCCUUCCAAUGACAACAGCUCAGACUUGCUUUAGGACGACUUGUAUGAUGACGACAUUGGUGAUGAAGACGAAGAGGAGGAAGACGCCCACUGUUACUACGACGAUGAUUCUGGGAAAGAGGAGUCCUGAG
Messenger RNA from Chinchilla lanigera (long-tailed chinchilla), 865 nucleotides. RefSeq names its product ubiquitin-conjugating enzyme E2 R2-like. Gene Ontology annotation, molecular function: ubiquitin conjugating enzyme activity. NCBI's taxonomy places the organism in Eukaryota, Metazoa, Chordata, Mammalia, Rodentia, Chinchillidae. Gene Ontology annotation, biological process: ubiquitin-dependent protein catabolic process; protein polyubiquitination. The record is from RefSeq and is a predicted model, not a curated record.